AUAUUUUAAACCAAUAAUUUAUUAACAUUUGAAUUCACUAUUAAUUUCAGGUUGCUGGACUGAUACUCCACGCAUAAGCAAAUGGUUAAAGAAGCAUCACAUGAAUGAAUCUCAAGCUUAUCAGUACUUUGUCUUGAGAGCUCAGAAUAUAGCUCUGUCCCAUGGAUAUGAAAUUGUUAACUGGGAGGAGACAUUUAACACCUUUGGCAAUAAAUUGAGCCGUAAAACUGUGGUGCACAACUGGCUCGGUGGUGGAGUUGCUCAGCAAGUGGUGGCAUCUGGAUUAAGGUGCAUUGUGAGCAACCAGGAUAAGUGGUACUUGCACUACUUGGACACCACCUGGCAGGUAUUCUAUAUGAAUGAACCACUCACAAAUAUUACAAACUCCAAGCAACAGAAGUUAGUUAUUGGUGGUGAGGUAUGCAUGUGGGGUGAAUACAUUGAUGGGUCAGAUAUAGAACAAACCAUAUGGCCACGUGCUGCAGCAGCUGCUGAGCGGCUAUGGACACCAUAUGACAAGCUUGCCAAGGAUGCAAGUGAAGUUACUGGAAGGUUGGCUCAUUUCAGAUGUUUACUGAAUCAAAGAGGAGUUGCUGCUGCUCCAUUAUCUGGACCAGGCCGAGUUGCCCCUUUUGAACCAGGUUCCUGCUACGUGCAAUAAGAAGCAGAAGCACUGGAACAACUCCUAGUUGUAAAAAAGCAAUUUGGCUGUA
Rubroshorea leprosula is the source of this 713-nucleotide messenger RNA. The record is from the annotation of a GenBank genome assembly. NCBI's taxonomy places the organism in Eukaryota, Viridiplantae, Streptophyta, Magnoliopsida, Malvales, Dipterocarpaceae.